GAGAUCCGUCAAACUCCAGCAGGUCCAUUUACACAUACCCAUUAUGAAUGCAACCAACGGGCUUUAUAUUGAGCAGCAUCCUUGUGACACCUACCUUGUCGGCUUCUGCCAGAGGCGCGAGGGUGGGUGGAACAAGAGCAAGCUUCGACUGGACUCUUGCCUUGGCGAUAAUGGCGGCCGCUUCGAGUGGGGAGGAACUGAGUUUACCGAGCAGGCAACGAACAUCAAAUUCAAUCCCGAAGAAGGUGCUGGCCGUAAUCCUAUUCUGCGAGCUGAUCUUCGCGACUCGGCUGGCAACUACCUCCGUAACAGGGAUGUGAACCUGGCGGAGAGGAUCAACAACUAUGAUGGGGAUCUCCAGUUCCAUUAAAAAGCUUCCCCAACUAAUUAGUAGUCCGGUACUGUCGUUCAUGAAUCGGAAAUUCCAUGCCUUGUUGUUUUCUUUUUUCUGCUUGUAAUCGUUCUUUAGGCUCAAUCAAAUAUGUUCGGU
Molecule: messenger RNA, 490 nt
Organism: Aspergillus japonicus CBS 114.51
Lineage: Eukaryota; Fungi; Ascomycota; Eurotiomycetes; Eurotiales; Aspergillaceae
Product: CVNH domain-containing protein
Exons: 3
Coding region: 44-370 (108 amino acids)
Source: RefSeq, a predicted model, not a curated record